AUGGGCAUCACGUUUAGUAAACGAGAUGCAGCGACGUACUCGGCAGCCAAAGUUGGGGGAAAGCUGCUACAAACAAGAACGAAUGGAAAAUCAGUUUUGGGGACACUUCUCGCGCCUCUGCUGCCCGUCUUCCUAGAUAACAACCCCCUGCCAAACGGAUACCCCUGGAGUCUGCUCAACCUCACCACAGACUACUACGAACACUUCCCACGUACUGGCGUUAUACGAUCGUACGAUUUCACCAUUAGCCGCGGCCUCAUCGCGCCAGACGGGUACCAGCGCGAGGUACUGCUCGUCAACGGCGCAUUCCCCGGCCCCCUGAUAGAAGCCAACUGGGGAGACACGAUCCAAGUGACGGUCCAUAACAACAUCUCGCGGGCCGAAGAGGGCGUGGCCCUGCACUGGCAUGGCUUCCUGCAACACGGCAAGCCCUGGGAGGAUGGCGUCCCCGGUGUAACCCAGUGCCCCAUUGCGCCGGGUAAAAGCUACACGUAUUCCUUCGAGGCCGAGUUGUACGGCACGACGUGGUACCACUCACACUACUCGGCGCAGUAUGUAGGCGGCAUCGUCGGACCAAUGGUCAUAUACGGACCUCAGACGAGGAGGUACGACGUCGACCUCGGUCCCGUCAUGGUCUCGGACUGGUACCACCGGGACUACUACACCUUGGUCGAGGAGACGAUGAAGCCCAACGGCCGCCCCUUGAAGUCGGACAGCAACAUGAUCAAUGGGAAAGCAAACUUUGACUGCUCAAAACUGCCGGCCGGCGACAAGACGCCGUGCCACAGCAACGCCGGCAUCGCGAGCUUCAAGUUCACGCGCGGCAAAACCCACCGCCUCCGCCUCAUCAACACGGGCUGCGAGGCGCUGCAGCGCUUCACCAUCGACGGGCACACCAUGACCGUCGUCGCCAACGACUUUGUGCCCGUGGAGCCCUACGACACCAAGGUGGUGACGCUCGGCAUCGGCCAGCGGACAGACGUCCUCGUCACGGCAGACGGGCCGCUCGACGCCUACUGGAUGCGCAGCAACAUAUCCGAGCCGUGUAGCCUCGCCGACGAGCGGCACGCCUACGCGGCGAUAUACUACGACGGCGCCGACGAGACCAAGCAGCCGCAGUCGCAGCCGUGGCAUGUCCCCGACCCCGAGACCUGUGCCAACGACGACCUUGCGCUCACGAAGCCCGUGAUGAAGCGCCGGCCCAUUGAGCCCGAUUUGGCGUACGACAUGGAAGUCAGCCUGUUCAAGAACGCGAGCAACAUUACCCUGUGGUCGUUUGGCGGCGUCGACUUCAGGGGCAACUACAACAGCCCGACGUUGCUGCUGAGUGCCCUGGGCAACCACACGUUUGAAAAGCAGUGGAAUGUGAAGAACACACGGGGCGCCAAGAGCGUGAGGGUUCACGUCAUCAACAACACGCCCGUCGCGCACCCGAUGCAUCUGCACGGGUUCAACAUGUACGUCCUCCACGAGGGGGAGGGAAAAUGGGACGGCACCAUUGUCAACAGGGACAAUCCGCAGCGGCGAGACGUGGUGCAGGUCCGCAAGCAUGGACACUUGGUGAUUCAGUUUGACGCCGCAGACAAUCCGGUUUGCUAA
Molecule: messenger RNA, 1599 nt
Organism: Metarhizium acridum CQMa 102
Lineage: Eukaryota; Fungi; Ascomycota; Sordariomycetes; Hypocreales; Clavicipitaceae
Source: RefSeq, a predicted model, not a curated record